GUAAGAAUCAAAACAAAAUGGAAAGCACCUCUAGUCGAAACUCUUUAUCCCCAACUAAAGAUAAUCUGAACAGAAGGGGAAAUCCCAACCCAAGGAUGAAUAGCCCAGUCGCUAAGGCGGAAAUGCAAACCCAAUCAUUAAGAAGACAGGUGACUAAAUAAGCAUUCAGGAUCAAGAGGUCGGAGAGUCCAUCAUAAGCUAGUCACAGGUGGACAAGAUAGCCUGAGAAAAGUAUUCUCUGAAGAAAGAAGUAUUAAUACCGCUAAUAUGAAGUAUCCCGCAUCCAAACGUCUUGGACUCUUUAAUACUGGAGAUCUCCUUCAAGGAAAUAAAGAAUCUGAGAAAAUUUCAGAUGUCCUCAGAAGAAAUGGUGGUAACUCAAUAAUUAUUCCUGACCUCUGUCAUGAAAUCUCCUUUGAUACCCCUGAUCCUCAUCCAAAGAAUCCUUGGAAAAUGUUUGGAGAGUUAAUUUUCAAAAAGAACCUUAAUAUGAGCUAUCUGGUGAACAUUCGGAACUGUAAAUAAAAAGAUUCUAGAAUCAUUGAAGAAGCUAAAUACUCUUAAAGGCACCAUACUCAAGAAUUUUGAGGUUUACCAAAAUUAUAUAUUCAAAAUGUUUAUUAAAGGAAAGAAGUAUCAGGAAGAUAAGCACAUGCUUGCCUUCUUGGCACUUAGCAAUGACAAGCUUUAUUUCAAGUUCCUGAGACAAGCUAUUAUCAAAAAGGAUGACUUCGAAAGUCUUAUGGGUGAUAAUCUCCAGACAAUUGAGAAACACUCAAUGUUCUUCAACCAAGAAAGAUACAUCAUGCAUGAAAGGUCUUUAAUAAAUUGAAUGAAGAAGAUGGAGAAUGAUGAAUCUUUUCGUGAGAAGUUGAUCAAUGUCCAAACAAGAGCCUUAUUUCUGCCAGACUUAUCGUCGUUCCAUUCCGAAUGAAGUAAAAACAACUUAGAAAACUCCUCAAACAUCUCUAAUUCGGAGCUGCUAGAGGCAGAAGAAGGGUCUCAAGAGAUGAUCAAUGUAAAGAGCCCUCAGAAGUUAAAGCAACUGAAGAAGAUUUUGCCUAAAGAGAUGCACAAACGCCUUUCAGUAGUCGCAGGCAGUAUUGGGAAUAAAUAUCAUCAAAAGAAGUCCAUGUCAGUCCUUGUUGAUAUGCAUAAUGCCAAGAGGAAGCAUUCAAAAUUUGGUCCCGUAAAUAAGCGAGGAGCUUUAGUCAAGCUCAAAACUUCUGUAGCUGUGCACUCUCCAGAAGAAUCUGGGGAGACUAUGGUCAGAAUCUCUGAAGAUGAUUGAAUUGAAGAAGAUGAGUUCUCUGACACAUCAGGCAGUCAAUCAAAAAUUAACAAGAAAGAUUUAGCUGAUGACAAACAGCAAAAUAUUGAUAAGAAAAUUGUGAUGCGAAAGAUUCUAAAGCACAAAGCAAAGUUGAAUAAUAUCCUAGUUAAAAGGAUACAUAAUCUGAAAGCAAAGAUGCCAUGAUUAAGUCCUUUAAAAAGAGUUAAAAUGAGGGAUGCCUCUACUACCAUACCCUCAAGGAUGCCUUCUCACUCAAAGAGUGUGAAUCGGACUACAAAUAAGGCUAGAAAUAGAGUAUUAUUCGCUCCACAGAAAGACAAAUUUUCUCUAACAAGAAUUCAGAAUACCUCAGUGCAGUCGCCUGUGGUUACUCGAAAGGCGAAGAGUCCUAUGAUUUCUUUACCACAGGCAUUUAGUCAUAGCAUAAUAACCCAAUCACCGAUUAACCCUGGAGUAAAUACACCUGCGGGUAAUAAAAAGAUCAGAAGAAAAUAUGCCAAAAUCGACAUGCUAAAGGCAAAAUGUUCCAAAUUUGCUAGCUAUAAAGUCAAGUUCAGACUUGCAGAUCUUUAG
Messenger RNA from Moneuplotes crassus, 1867 nucleotides. The record is from the annotation of a GenBank genome assembly. NCBI's taxonomy places the organism in Eukaryota, Ciliophora, Spirotrichea, Euplotida, Euplotidae.